Messenger RNA from Bipolaris sorokiniana ND90Pr, 1024 nucleotides. RefSeq lists its product as uncharacterized. NCBI's taxonomy places the organism in Eukaryota, Fungi, Ascomycota, Dothideomycetes, Pleosporales, Pleosporaceae. Bases 1 to 651 code for a protein of 216 amino acids. The record is from RefSeq and is a predicted model, not a curated record. The transcript is spliced from 2 exons.
AUGCCACUCUUUUCCGGAAAAGAAGCCUUCAUCAUCCUCGGUCUCUCACCGAUCCAGCCCUCGCUCCACCACCGCUCGGAAAACUGCACCGUCUGCACCCUCCCUCUCACCAUGCAUCCCGGCCUCCCAAUUCUCCAGCGCCCUCCCCACCCCGCCACACGCAUCAACCUGUGCAACCACAUCGUCGGCAAAGAAUGUCUGCUCGCGUGGCUCGACAUCAGCUGCGCGUGUCCUGUGUGCAACCGCACUCUCUUCGACGCUACCGACGAGGAGAUUACGGAGCGCGAUGUCGCGUUUGUGUACAAGAAGCUGAGGCAGCUAUGGAGGAAGGGGGAGAUCCUGGCGGCGAUUGAGAGGGUCAUCACGAGGAAGAGAUUCGAGCAAGAAUGGCGCGAGGAGCGGGCGCCUGGAGUUGAUCCAGUGGAGGAGAAGGGGGAAGGAGAAGAUGCGGUGUUUGAGGGAGAAUUCUGGGAUGGGAGUGAGGAUGGGGAUGAAGAGAUGAAAGAGGAGGAGGGAAGUGAAGAGGGCGAAAUUAUUAAGAGGGAGGGGAUGGACGACGACAAAGAGGGUUACGAUCAGGGAAAUGAAGGCGACGGCUAUAACGAUGUCGGUGGUUCAGAGGAUAUGGACAUUUCGGACUCUUCAGAGUGACUGGGCUUGAAGUCUACAUACCAGGUACUGGACUUGUCGGAUGCUUGGUCAACACAUUAGAUGGAUACAUCGUUGCAACACGGCGUUUGGGUACCAUGACGACACUUCCCAAAAAUCAAAACCUUUACACACACACCUCAUAGUUCAAAGUGCCUAUAUCUUGCAAUGUGUUUACAACGCUCAGAUUACGCAAGCCUUGGAAUCCAGGUUCCGACCAAGACCCCUUUCUUACACUAAAAUUAGGUCGUGAUCCAUCCCACCCAUCAAACCUGACGCCAAUUCCCCUGGCUAGCAUUGGUGCACCAUAAAAUGUAUUCGAGCAAUCUGGCACCCACCCAUCUUCGAUGCUACAUAAAGGGAGACGAGGGGGGAG